This is a messenger RNA of Pteronotus mesoamericanus, 1322 nucleotides long. RefSeq names its product fibroblast growth factor 12 (gene FGF12). NCBI's taxonomy places the organism in Eukaryota, Metazoa, Chordata, Mammalia, Chiroptera, Mormoopidae. Gene Ontology annotation, molecular function: growth factor activity; sodium channel regulator activity. Gene Ontology annotation, biological process: regulation of voltage-gated sodium channel activity. Gene Ontology annotation, cellular component: cytoplasm; nucleus. The coding region runs from base 223 to 768 and encodes 181 amino acids. The record is from RefSeq and is a predicted model, not a curated record. The transcript has 6 exons.
CGUACAUCCAGCGAGCAAAGUGGGAUGAUCUGUCACUACACCUGCAGCACCAAGCUCGGAGGACAGCUCCUGCUUGCCGCUCCCAGACCCAGGAAGCCUGAGGGGAAGGAAGGAAGUACGGGCGAAAUCAUCACGUUGGCUUCCCAGAUUUGGGAAUCUGAAGCGGGCCCACAUCUUCCGACCAACUUCCACUGAACUUCCCAGCACUCGAAAGGGACCGAGAUGGAGAGCAAAGAACCCCAGCUGAAAGGAAUUGUGACAAGGUUAUUCAGCCAGCAGGGAUAUUUCCUGCAGAUGCACCCAGAUGGUACCAUUGAUGGGACCAAGGACGAAAACAGCGACUACACCCUCUUCAAUCUGAUUCCUGUGGGCCUGCGUGUGGUGGCCAUCCAAGGGGUGAAAGCCAGCCUCUAUGUGGCCAUGAAUGGUGAAGGUUAUCUCUAUAGCUCAGAUGUUUUCACUCCAGAAUGCAAAUUUAAGGAAUCUGUGUUUGAAAACUACUAUGUGAUUUAUUCUUCCACACUGUACCGUCAGCAAGAAUCAGGCCGAGCAUGGUUUCUGGGACUCAAUAAGGAAGGUCAAAUUAUGAAGGGGAACAGAGUGAAGAAAACCAAGCCCUCAUCACAUUUUGUACCAAAACCUAUUGAAGUGUGUAUGUACAGAGAGCCAUCACUACAUGAAAUUGGAGAAAAACAAGGGCGUUCAAGGAAAAGUUCUGGAACACCAACCAUGAAUGGAGGCAAAGUUGUGAAUCAAGAUUCAACAUAGCUGAGAUCUCUUCCCUUUGCCCCUCUUUCAUCCCUCCCCCUUCCCCCCCCCCCCCCUUUACCCAUUUCCUUCCAAUAAAUUCACCCAAGGAGAGAAAAAUAAAAUGGCGAUGCAGGACCUAAUGCCUCCCCAAAUAUUCCUUUGUGUAGGCCAGGAAAAUUGAACCAAAGCUUUCCUGUUGCAAUGUGGUAGAAAAUGCACCUGCACAAACAUUAGUACACAAAUAAGCAAAGGUAAAAUAGAUCAAACUCCACAAACAUUAAAGUAAAUUGUGCAAUUGUUAAUAGAGGUCUAAUUGUGAUGAAGACAUAAUUGUAAUAAAGAUGAAAUAAAGUUAUUACCUUAAAGAAAAGGGUUUUGGAGAAUUGAACUUACAAAUUGAUGUAAUAUCCUAAAUAGCUUAAGCCCUGGAUAAUGCUGUGAUGAGUGCUUUGUUUUGAUUUUGUAUUUUCUUUGGGCAUCUGAAAUGAACACAUAAUUACAUCCUGUUUUCAGGAUUUUUUUAAAACCAUGAUAUUGAACAUUUAUUUAUAGAUUUUUCAGAUGCCUCUAAA